AUGAAUUGAAUUUUUGGUGGCUGUUUUUGCAUUAUUAAUAUGGCAUUGCUUCUGUAUAGUUUUCCUUGGUUGUGUGGAGCGUAUGGGCUGGUUGGUCGAAACAAAAAGAUCCCUCGUCCACAUUUGUACCUCACAGUUAAAAGAGGAGUGAAGAGAUCGUUUGUACGACGUGAACUUGAAGAGAAAUUCAAGUGUGACGACGCUAAGGAACACUUUGAACUCCUUCGAGAACCUGAAAGAAAACCAAAAAUUAAAUAUUUGGGUCUCCUUUCAAGUAAAUUGAGAUGUAAAUCAUCUUCUGUCUCACCAGCACCUGGUGGUGGUGUAUUAGCUUGCAGUAACCCCAGUUAUACCAAUCAAAACCCUUUACGAGUAUCUGAAGAAAACGAGAAAGUUGAUGUACCUCAGGUCCAGGGAACUGGGACUUUAACCAUGUUUUGCGCCCUCAAUGGACAACAUUAUGCACUCACCUGCUUUCAUGUUGGUUGUGCAACUGAUGAAAACCGUUUAAACGCCGCAUUCAAUAAAGUAGAAGAUGUUCAGAAGAUGCGCAAUUCACUUCCAGCUUAUGAAAGUUAUGCAAAGAAACAGCAAUAUUAUUUUACACAAGGCAAUAAGAGAACGACAAUGAGCCCUCUUAUUUGGAGACGAUGGAACGGACUGCACGCGUCUUGGGUUUUGACAAUAUCAUUUUGA
Molecule: messenger RNA, 696 nt
Organism: Paramuricea clavata
Lineage: Eukaryota; Metazoa; Cnidaria; Anthozoa; Malacalcyonacea; Plexauridae
Source: the annotation of a GenBank genome assembly